AUGGAAGAUCCAAAGACCAAUAGCGCCCACUUGGAGGAUGUCGACGGCUUACAGGAGCCAGUCGACGCUCCUCAAGGCAAAACGCCGUGGCAAUGCUUAGCACAGAAUCCCUGGAUUGUUUUAUUCUGUCUUUACGGCAAUCUGGGUGCGUUGAUGUAUGGCUUCGAUAAUCUGGUAAUGUCUUUGGCGCUAUCGAUGCCUGCCUUUGAGAUCCAAUUCGGAGAAACGGUUAAUGGAUCCUCUGUGAUUCCAGCAUUUUGGCAGUCCCUUUGGAGUGCGAUGUCACAGGUGGCUACGAUGCUUGGAGCAACUAUCGCUGGUCCGGUGCAGGAUCGCUUCGGUCGACGUGCUGCUUUCUUGCUCGGGGCGAUUCUUUCAACGGCCGGAGUUGCGGUCGUGUAUACUGCGUCGACACCUGGAGUAUUCCUUGCGGGCAAGAUCGUCAAUGGUCUGUCUCUAGGCAUCUGCUUGACGACUGGGCAGACGUACAUUUCGGAAGUAACGCCAUUGCCACUGCGUGGUAUUGCCUUGUCGGUCUUUACUUUCUGCAUGAAUCUGGGAUACAUGAUUGCCGCGUCUGUGGCACUGCCUCGCAUGUCGAUGCUAUCUGCCUCGGCAUACAAGGUCCUUUUCGCCGCCGCAUGGGUCUGGCCUGGUGUCAUCGUCCUCUUCCUCCCCCUUCUCCCCGAAUCGCCCUAUUUCCUCGUCAUGCAAGAUCGCCUCGAGAAAGCUCAGCGAUCCCUGAGCAGAUUGGGCAACAAGCCCACCGAAGUCACAGAACUUCUAGAGCAAAUUGUCCGAGUCAACGAAGAAGAAAAGGCACGAAGUGAAGUAUCCAAGGGUGCAAGCUUCUUUGAAUGCUUCCGUGGAACCAACUGGCGCCGAACUCGGAUUAUCUUAAUCUGCAAUGCCCUGUCCCAGGUUAUCGGAUCUAGCUUCAUGACGAAUGGCCCGUAUUUCCUCGUCCAGGCGGGCAUGUCUUCAUCGAAAGUUGGCAUGAUGACCGAAAUUGGCAUUGCGUUUGGUCUUGCCAGUUCCAUUCUCACGGCCUAUCUGAUGAGCAAGUGUGGACGGAGAAGAUUGAUCAUUUUUGGCAUUUCGCUUUCCACGAUUCUGUUCACAGUCAUGGGCAUAGCGGGCUGUUUCCCUCACUCUAGUGCUGCUUUGUGGGUCGUCGGCAUCUUCCUCCAACUAUCAUGGUGGGUCUACGGUCCAGCCAUCGGUCCAGCCAUGGCCAUUGCCGGUGAAGUAUCUGCCGUGCGUCUGCGCGCCAAAUCAAUGGCCAUUGGAUUCACGUUCAACUACUUUUUCUCAACGAUCUGGAACGUAGUGAUCCCGUACCUGUACAACACGACGGAGGCAAACCUAGGCGGCAAGAUCGGUUGGAUCUUCGCAGGAAUGGGCAUUAUCGCCCUGGGCAUCAUUUUCUUCGAGAUCCCCGAGACCAAGGGCCGGUCCUUCGAGGAGCUGGACGAGAUGUUCAGGUCGGGUGUCGGUACGCGGGCGUUCCGGAACCAUCAGUGCUCUAUGGACGAGCCGUUGCGCAAGCUUGGAGAGGAAUAA
Messenger RNA from Penicillium atrosanguineum, 1563 nucleotides. RefSeq lists its product as uncharacterized. NCBI's taxonomy places the organism in Eukaryota, Fungi, Ascomycota, Eurotiomycetes, Eurotiales, Aspergillaceae. The record is from RefSeq and is a predicted model, not a curated record. Gene Ontology annotation, molecular function: carbohydrate:proton symporter activity. The transcript is spliced from 5 exons. Gene Ontology annotation, cellular component: membrane. The coding region runs from base 1 to 1563 and encodes 520 amino acids. Gene Ontology annotation, biological process: transmembrane transport; carbohydrate transport.